AUGAAAGACAUCAAUAUCAAAAUAGGUACGCUCAACUGUCGAGGUCUACCCAAGACAAACGAGCCUGAUAACAGUAAACAUUUUAUUCGCUUUCUUCGAUCUCAAGCACUUGAUAUUUUAGCCUUACAGGAAACUCAUGCCGAGGACCCUGAUAUUCAAUCUCGCUUCAAC
Zychaea mexicana is the source of this 171-nucleotide messenger RNA. RefSeq lists its product as uncharacterized. NCBI's taxonomy places the organism in Eukaryota, Fungi, Mucoromycota, Mucoromycetes, Mucorales, Lichtheimiaceae. The transcript has a single exon. Gene Ontology annotation, molecular function: catalytic activity. The record is from RefSeq and is a predicted model, not a curated record. The annotation marks the transcript as partial.